GGCUACACAUAACUAAGUUAGAUUUAAUCAUUUGCCCAUUGUUAUGAAACACCCUGAACAGAAUCUUUCAAGAUUAAUCAGUGAUUGAGUUGUCGGGUCCUACCAUCACGGAGGACAUACAGCCAAUAACUAUGGAUUUAGCAGAUGAAAACAGUGACAGUAAAUCUGGCAACAUGCCGGAUUCUGAGCACUCAAAGUUCCAUGUUGAUAUGGGAUUGAUUCCUUCUGCAAACCUCACAGAUGACUUGGAAGAUCUCAAAGGACUUGAUAUUGGAGUCUUUAACCAGGAUGAUUUGGAACAGGGUGUCAUGCAGCAGGUUGAUGAAGCAAUCAACAAAGAAGAGGAAAAGAAAAAGAAAGAAUCAUUGAAGAAUGAUUUAAAGAAAGUCAAUGAUGAUAUAAGAGCUAAGAAACACGAGCUAGCAUCGCUUACCACACAAUUAGCAGGGCUGAGAACUGCUUCAACUGGUGGUGCCAACAGAAGAUUAGUGUCAGCCCAGAAACAGAAAGAAACCAAGGCUGCUGAACUGAAAGAUCUGGAAGAAAAGAAGAAGAAAAUUCAAGCAAAACUUGAUGGAAAGACUCCUCUUUUUGAUGACAAUGAAAAAGGAUUUAAGAGUGUUUUGGGAUCAUCAGGAAAUGACUCUAGAGACCUCCUAAUCAAAACUGGGGAGAUGACUCCAUUUGGGUCUGUUGUACAGCAACAACAUCAGCAGCAGUCUCAGUUAAAUAUGGGGCCAUUGAAUAGUACUAGCAUGGAGAAGCCUAGUAGCUCAUCAGCACCUGAGAUGCCAUGUGAAGAGAAACAAGAUUACUUGUCUGAAGGGGAGGUACAUAGUGACGGAGAUGAAUGGUUACCUACCAACCAAAAUGCAGAGGAGACUGGUGACAGUGAUUCUGAUCAUGGCGAUAGAAAUGUGUUGACCAGUGAAGCUAAUCUUGCCAGGCAAAAUAAAAGGAAGUCUUCAAAGAACUGGUCUCGGAAGUUUAACAGACCAAUUUAUCGCAGUAAUAGUGAGGACUCUGACAGUGACACUGAGAGGAUUCCACGGGCCAAAGCCAUCAGACAGCACAAGGAUGAUGGCCUAGAGGAAUACUACCUGGACAGGAUGGAACAGUUCAAUGAGGGUGAGAUAAGCAAGCAGCGGCUGCGGGCAGAGGGUCGACUGAGUGACUCUGACGAUGAUGAGGAGUUCGAUGGUGGCCUCAAAGUGCCGGGCAGAAUAUGGAGCAAACUUUUCAAAUAUCAGAAGACGUGUGUGAAAUGGCUGUGGGAGUUGCAUUGCCAGCAGGCAGGUGGGAUUGUGGGAGAUGAGAUGGGGCUGGGUAAGACUAUCCAGGCUAUAGCCUUCCUAGCAGCCCUCAAGUACUCCAAACUCAGGGACAGGGCCUCCAAUUUCACAGGCCUGGGUCCAUCCAUCAUCGUGUGUCCAGCCACAGUGAUGCACCAGUGGGUGAAGGAGUUCCAUACAUGGUGGCCACCUGUCAGGGUAGCCGUCCUUCAUGGCUCCGGGUCGUACGUGGGCAAAGAUACGGAGCUUAUCCGACUGAUAGCUCGUGGUGGAGGUAUCCUUGUGACCUCCUACAGCACGCUGGUAUUACAACAGGAGGCCCUACUGCACUACAACUGGCACUACAUCAUCCUUGACGAGGGACACAAGAUACGCAAUCCUGAUGUACAGGCUACGCUUGUCUGCAAGCAAUUCCGGACGCCGCAUAGGAUAAUCCUGUCUGGUUCUCCCAUCCAGAACAACUUGAAAGAGUUAUGGUCAUUGAUGGAUUUUGUGUUUCCUGGAAAACUUGGCACUCUGCCAGAUUUCAUGCAGCAUUUGGCGGUACCCAUUGUUCAAGGGGGUUACUCAAAUGCCACAGAUGUGCAGGUUCAGGCUGCAUACAAAUGUGCCUGCGUCCUAAGAGACACUAUCAAUCCGUACCUGUUACGAAGGAUGAAAGCAGAUGUAAAAUUGGCAGUCAAUCUGCCAGGAAAGAAUGAACAGGUGCUGUUUUGUCGUCUGUCCAAGGACCAGAGGGAGGUGUACGAGGAGUACCUGGCCUCCAGGGAAUGCAGCGAGAUACUCAGGGGAAGAUUGCUGGUAUUCUCUGGCUUGAUUCAACUGCGCAAGAUCUGCAACCACCCCGACCUGGCCACAGGAGGGCCUCGAGUAUUCAAGGGAGACAACACUGGAAGUGACCCUGCACUGGAGUAUGGGUACUGGAGGCGUGCUGGCAAGAUGAUCGUGGUGGACGCUCUGCUGAAGAUGUGGAAGAAGCAGGGCCACCGGGCUUUACUGUUCACACAGAGCAAACAGAUGUUGGAUGUGUUGGAGAAGUAUGUACAGGAGAAAGGCUACAGCUAUGUGAGGAUGGACGGAGGCACAGGCAUAUCUUCUAGACAGCCUCUUGUGCAGAGGUACAACACGGAUGAGAGCAUCUAUCUGUUCCUGCUGACAACUCGUGUAGGUGGACUGGGUAUUAACCUGGUGGGUGCAAACCGUAUCAUCAUAUACGACCCUGACUGGAAUCCAAGCACGGACAUGCAGGCGCGUGAGCGAGCUUGGAGAAUAGGCCAGAAACGCCAGGUUACCAUAUAUAGGCUGCUGACCACUGGAACCAUAGAAGAGAAGAUAUACCACAGGCAAAUCUUCAAGCAGUUCCUGACUAACAGAGUGCUGAAAGACCCCAAGCAGCGUCGUCUCUUCAAGACCAAUGACCUCCACGAGUUGUUCAGUCUGGCAGCCAGCGAUGAUAAGGGGGAGACAGAGACAGCAGCCAUCUUUGCUGGCACAGGGUCAGAUGUCACUGUGACGGUGAAACCAGUCAAGAAAGUGAAUGCUUUUGACAGACUUAAGGAAGAGAAACAGAAGGAAGAGUGUUUAGAAAGUCAAGAUUAUGAGAAGGUUGAACGGGAAACACAGGCUACACUUAACUUUGAUGAGGAGGAGAUUAAGAAGAUGAAGGAAAUGGCGCGACAACUCAGUCGGAGGAUGGAACAGGACAAAAUAGAACGCCUUAUGAAAUCAGUUGAGAAGGCGCAGGGAAACAAUUCAGACUCUGAGUCAAAGAAUAGCACCGUUCUUUCCUCAAGUACUCCCAUCAGUGAUACAAAUUAUAGUGCCUCAGGUUUGACAGCCUCUCAUUCAGCUGUAAGUGUAAGUGAACGAGACAGGCUGAAGCAUUUCAAGAUUAAGAAAAAGCCAAGUUUGGAGAGUUUGAACAAUGGUGCUGUGAGUGAAAAGUCCAUAUCAAAAACUGAUCUCAAUCAUUCUGCUGCUAAAAGGGUGUCAGGAAUAACCUCAGAGAGAGAUGGAGAUGUUACAAAACGAAGAAAGAGUGAAGAGGAAAACAAGGACCUGAAUAAAAAGAGAAAAAAGCACAAAAGAAAAGAUGCCAGGUUUGAAGGUGAGCGCAUCCCCCACUUGUCAAAGGUUCGAGCCUACAAGCCAGCCUCAGAGUCUCCCAGAGAGGUCACAGAUCAGGAGCACGAGGAUAUGGACAACUACGUUCUGAAGAAACUCUUCAAGAAAACAGACAUACAAGGCGCUCUAAGGCAUGACCAGAUAAUGGAGCCGGGCAAGCCAGACUAUGUGAUAGUAGAGGCUGAAGCUGACAAGGUUGCUAGGGAGGCCAGCAAUGCUCUCAAAAGGUCAAGGUCACAGUGUCUCCCAGCAACUGCUGGGGUACCAACUUGGACUGGACAACAUGGUGGAAAGAAACCUAGAUUUGGUCAGAAGAAAAGUUCUGUGCUUGCUCAAACAGCAGUUAAGAAAACUACCACUGAAAGUGUUCAGCAUGACAAGAAAGUUGAAGAGAAGCAUCAUUUUGAUGGUUCCUUGGCAGGCAGUAUGCAAACCAACCUUGGAACGGGCACCAGUGAAUCUGCUGUUUCCUCUACAGACCUGUUAAGCAAAAUGCGAGUGCGAAAUGAGGUAUUUUCAAAAGAGGUCGAUGGAGAUGAUGACGAUGAUAAUGGCGGGGAGGCAUUUGUUUCUGAUGCAAGCUCGUUUGAACUAAUAAAGCGCUUGCGUGAGUUCAUCAUGUUUGAGUGUUCCAAGUUUGGUCAGGCUACCACUCAGGAACUAUUGGACGAGUUUGGGUCAAAACUGCCACCCGAGAAUUCAGCUAAGUUCAGGGCUUUGUUACGCAGCAUCUGCGACUUUGAAAGGAAGGAGGACAUUGGCUUGUGGAAAUUGAGACAAGAUUUUAAAUGAGCUGUCCUAAAUAGUUGUUUUAUAUUGUGUUUUUGUUGUGUCUGCGUCUAGUUUUAAUAUGCCAUAUUGAAUAGCAGCUGGGGGUUUUAUAUGAUCAUACAAUUUAUUUA
Dreissena polymorpha is the source of this 4318-nucleotide messenger RNA. Its product is annotated as DNA excision repair protein ERCC-6-like. Gene Ontology annotation, cellular component: nucleus. The record is from RefSeq and is a predicted model, not a curated record. Gene Ontology annotation, biological process: transcription-coupled nucleotide-excision repair. Lineage: Eukaryota; Metazoa; Mollusca; Bivalvia; Myida; Dreissenidae. Gene Ontology annotation, molecular function: ATP binding; ATP-dependent chromatin remodeler activity. Bases 132 to 4208 code for a protein of 1358 amino acids. The transcript has 24 exons.